AUGUCGCUGUCUAAGAUGGGGUCUUCGCAGAUGGGGAAACUCGGCCUAGGACUCUCGACCAUGUCCUCCGUCGACCCACCACCCCUUUGGGUUGGGUUGGUCCACCCCCCCUUGUGCUUCUUCUUCUUCUUCUCGGGUCGGCGAUCUGGGGACAUCGUUGACUAUGUCAACGAAGCUGCCGUCCCGUCACAGUCCCCCCCCCCCCCCCCCCCCCCGCCUCUAUUGCCUCUUUGUUUGGCGGCCCUUGCGACAACUGCAAGCAAAGCAAAGCAAAGUCAAGCCAAGCCUCGCCGUUCCUCGAUUGCUAUUGCGUGCGCCCGGCUGAGCGACGCGACAGAAAUCCAACUAGCCAACUCCGUCUCGCCCUUUCGCAGGUAUAUUGCCAUUGAAUGGAUGUCGAACGUGUGCCAUGACAUCAGCUGCAAGUUUGUCAUCCCUCCCCUUCCCCCCAUAACGCCAUUCCCUCGACCGACCUUCUCUGCCCGGUACGACGAGGUCGAGAUUCACGCCAUGAUUAUCCCCGAUGAAGCCUCUCUCUCUCUCUCUCUCUCUCUCUCUCUCUGGAGGAGCCUCGAUCGUCACGUCAAUCCGUUGAUGUGUAGGCUUAAAAGUUUCCGCACGCACUGGUCAGUUGAGACUUUGGAAGGGGACCUGCCCCCCGCCCCCCCCCCAUAG
This is a messenger RNA of Colletotrichum destructivum, 675 nucleotides long. RefSeq lists its product as uncharacterized. The transcript is spliced from 2 exons. NCBI's taxonomy places the organism in Eukaryota, Fungi, Ascomycota, Sordariomycetes, Glomerellales, Glomerellaceae. The record is from RefSeq and is a predicted model, not a curated record. Bases 1 to 675 code for a protein of 224 amino acids.